Molecule: messenger RNA, 1407 nt
Organism: Rhodamnia argentea
Lineage: Eukaryota; Viridiplantae; Streptophyta; Magnoliopsida; Myrtales; Myrtaceae
Product: protein EXORDIUM-like 3
Exons: 1
Coding region: 138-1163 (341 amino acids)
Source: RefSeq, a predicted model, not a curated record
GUCAAAUGUAUCUCCAGAUGUUUCAUUUCAUUAUAUAAACAGGCCAUCUACCCCUCCGCGUCACAGGGGGCCAGUUUCUCUUCGCUGCCACACCACACUCAUUGUCUCCGUCGCACGCCAAUCCAGUACACGCUAAAAUGCGCCACGCCACCACCGUCGGGUGCCUGCUCGUCUGCGGCGCUCUUCUCCUGCUCGUCCGGACGACCCCAGCCAUGGCAUGGCGUCCCUGGCCUCACCAGAGAACUAGCGGCUCAGAUCUCAUCCUGGGCGGCUCCAAGAAAUACGAGGGCUCGUCGGAGCUCAUCCACCUGAAGUACCACAUGGGCCCCAUUCUCACGGCCAACAUCACCGUCUAUCCCAUCUGGUACGGCACGUGGCGCAAGGCCCAGAAGAAGAUCAUCCGCGAGUUCAUCAGCUCCAUCUCGGCCCUCCGUCCCAAGCGCCCCUCGGUGUCCGGGUGGUGGAGGACCGUCCAGCUGUACACCGACCAGACCGGCGCGAACACCUCCCGCUCGGUCCGGCUCGGGGAGGAGAAGUCCGACCGGUUCUACUCCCACGGCAAGUCGCUGACGAGGCUCUCCGUGCAGUCCGUGAUACAGAGCGCGGUCACGGCCCGCACGCGCCCGCUCGCGACGAACCCCAGGGGUGGGGUCUACCUGGUGCUGACGGCGGACGACGUGUACGUCCAGGAUUUCUGCGACAACGUGUGUGGGUUCCACUACUUCACUUUCCCUUCGAUCGUGGGGUUCACGCUCCCGUACGCGUGGGUGGGCAACAGCGCAAAGCUGUGCCCGGGGGUGUGCGCCUACCCCUUCGCGGUGCCGGAGUACAUGCCCGGGCGGGAGCCGCUGAAGCCACCGAACGGCGACGUGGGCGUGGACGGGAUGGUGAGCGUGAUUGGCCACGAGAUCGCCGAGCUGGCGACGAACCCGCUGGUGAACGCCUGGUACGCGGGUCAGGACCCGAGCUUCCCCGUGGAGAUCGCGGACCUGUGCGAGGGCAUUUAUGGAACGGGGGGCGGUGGGUCCUACACGGGGCAGAUGAUGGAGGGCCCAGAUGGGGAGACGUACAACAUCAACGGGAACAGGAGGAGGUUCUUGGUCCAGUGGGUGUGGAACCCUGUGGUCGGUUAUUGCGCUGGGCCUAAUGCGCUCGAUCAGUGAGCUUUUGUCUUGCAAAAUACCAUCUUACCUUUUCAUCGUCUUUUGGCCGUUAUCUUCUGUUUUAUGUGCUGUUGCUUUUGUCUGGGUAUCUAAUCGUGGCAGUUAUUGUCGAACAUGUCGGAAAAGAGGAUGGUCGGGAGGUAGUUAUACUUCAACAUUUGCAUGUCGCCGAUGAAUGACCGGAUGGUUCGCCAAUCGUUGUCCGCUUGUUUACAAGAUAUUUUCUCCUAUUGAGAAGAGUUAU